AUGGCAGACUGGAUAAUGGAUUUUGUCGGCAAGAAUAUUUUUAUUUCGGCGCUGAAUCUAAUACUCCUUUUAUUAUGUUUCUUUCACGUUGUGUCUGGACAAUUUUCAUAUUCUGUCUUCGAGGAAGUAGAACCAGGAACUUCUGUUGGAAAUAUCGCCAAAAGCUUGAAUAUCAACGUGCAGGAUCUGCGUUCACGUAUGUUUCGGAUUGUUAGCAAUUCCAAGAAAAUAUACUUCGAGGUAAAUUUAGAUACUGGCGUUUUGUAUGUUAAUGACAGAAUAGAUAGAGAUGUGAUCUGUUCAAAUGCCCCGAAGUGCACGCUUAACGUAGAAGCUAUUAUUAAUAAUCCUGUAAAUAUUUACCGCAUCGAAAUCAAUGUUUUGGAUAUAAAUGAUAAUUCUCCGAUUUUUAGGUUUCAAUCUCAAACAGUGAAUAUUACAGAGAACACGUUACCUGGGGUAAGAUUUCCAUUACUUGGGGCUUAUGAUGCUGACUCAGGGAAAAACGCGGUUAAAACAUAUAAGCUUAGUCCCAAUGAUAACUUCUCUCUAGCGGUACAUCAGGGAGGAGAAUAUAGUGUGUCCGCUGACUUGGUACUACAGAAAGCCCUGGAUAGAGAAAAACAAUCCACAAUUGUGCUUGUAUUAACAGCGAUAGACGGUGGGACUCCGCCAAAAUCCAGCACAUCGAACAUUAUCGUUAACAUUCUUGAUAUUAAUGAUAACAUUCCAGCAUUUACCCGCCCAUUGUAUAAAGCUCGUGUUUUUGAGAAUGCACCACCGGGAACGCCUGUAAUCACUCUGAAUGCGACCGACGCGGAUGAAGGGUCAAACGGUGAUCUUGUGUACUCAUUCAGUAAACACGAGCACGACCAGACUUUAGAUAUUUUUUAUAUUGACCCUCAUAGUGGAACUAUUACAGUUAAUGGCAUUAUUGAUUUUGAGAUUGACAGUGAUUUUGAAAUGCGUGUGCAAGUAAAUGACAAAGGCCAGCCUCCGAUGGCCGCGCACUGCAAACUGCUCGUUGAGGUGCUGGAUGUUAACGACAAUUUCCCCGAAAUAAGGGUGACACCACUUUUAGAUCCUGUCAAAGAAAAUGCGAGGGUGGGCACCGUUGUAGCUCUCGUGGAAGUCACUGAUAAAGACGGUGGCCAAAAUGGAAUCGUGGACUGUUACAUCUCUAAUGAUAUUCCAUUUAAAUUACAAAUGAAUUAUAAUAACUACUUUUCUUUAGUAGUCGAUGGACCUUUGGAUAGAGAGAGUUCAUCACAGUACAAUUUUACUAUCGCAGCUACUGAUGAGGGAAGCCCACCUCUUUCCAGUACCAGCUUUAUUACUGUGCACAUUUCUGACAUAAAUGACAAUCCACCAUGUUUUUCUCAUUUAGAAUAUAGUCUUUACUUAAAGGAGAACAGUCCAGCUGGAGCUCUUAUACAAACUGUCACAGCAAGUGAUUUGGAUGCAGAUGAAAAUGCGCAUGUUACAUAUUCACUAUUGGACGGUACCAGCAAACGAGUCCCAGUAUCCACCAUGGUAAACAUCAACUCUGUUACUGGAAGUAUAUACAGCUUGCAGUCAUUUAACUAUGAAGAAACAAAAACUUUCCAGUUCAUGGUUCAGGCCACAGACUCUGGUGUCCCUCCAUUAAGCAGUAAUGUUACUGUCAAUGUUUUCAUCCUGGAUGAGAAUGACAACAGUCCUCAGAUUCUCCCACCUUAUUCGGACCAGGGCUCCGUAAAUACAGAGAACAUUCCCUACUCUGCUGAAGCGGGAUACUUUGUGGCCAAGAUCAGGGCUGUGGACGCUGACUCCGGUUAUAAUGCUCUGCUGUCCUAUCACAUCUCCGAACCCAAAGGAACCAAUCUCUUCAGAAUCGGAACCAGUACAGGGGAGAUUAGGACUAAGAGGAGAAUGAGUGACAAUGACUUGCAGACCCAUCCAUUGGUCAUUUUAGUUUCUGAUAACGGAGAUCCUUCUCUUUCAUCUACGGUGUCUAUUGAUGUUAUUGUUACUGAAAACAAUGAGAAAAUCCAAACUCAUUUUAAAGAUCGGCCAAUGAAAGAGGAUCACUUUUCCAGUUCACACCUGUAUCUGCUCAUCGCCAUUGUGUCAGUGUCUGUGAUAUUUUUACUCAGCCUCAUAACUUUAAUAGCAUUUAAGUGUCACAGGACGGGUGACACUUUCAGCAGGUACACUGCUGCAGAUAUCACCACACACCCUGACGGGAGCUGGUCUUACUCCAAAACUUCUCAUCAGUAUGACGUUUGUUUUAGUUCGGAUACGCUGAAGAGUGAUGUAGUAGUUUUUCCUGUGCCAAAUGCACCAACAGACACUGAUCUUAUCAGUAUUAAUGGGUCUGACAGCAUCAGAAGGAAUCAGACGCUGCCUAAAAGUGAGAAGGUAAGAAUGUCAUUGUUACAGUUUUGUUAA
Brienomyrus brachyistius is the source of this 2430-nucleotide messenger RNA. Its product is annotated as protocadherin alpha-4-like. The transcript has a single exon. The record is from RefSeq and is a predicted model, not a curated record. Lineage: Eukaryota; Metazoa; Chordata; Actinopteri; Osteoglossiformes; Mormyridae. Gene Ontology annotation, molecular function: calcium ion binding. Gene Ontology annotation, biological process: homophilic cell-cell adhesion. Bases 1 to 2430 code for a protein of 809 amino acids. Gene Ontology annotation, cellular component: plasma membrane.